Oppiella nova is the source of this 2067-nucleotide messenger RNA. NCBI's taxonomy places the organism in Eukaryota, Metazoa, Arthropoda, Arachnida, Sarcoptiformes, Oppiidae. The record is from the annotation of a GenBank genome assembly.
AUUUACUACUUUUACAUGUUCUACGCAGUCAUGAACCGCAUAUGUUCUUGGUCAUAAUUUAAGUUUAUGUGGAAGUUGAGCAAGUUUUUCUUAGUUUUCAUGAAUUUUAUGGCAAAAAUGUCUGCAUUUCGGACCCGAUUUCAAGAUUUCAAAUAUAUAUCGACUCGAGUGUCUCGACCUGUCCUCAGCUCCAAUGUUUUCCCGAUGUCUCCGAAGAAAUCGCUUUUGAAGCCAUCGUUGAGUUCAUUGAAUGAUAGCAGAAAUGGUUUACACAUAAGUUGUGUUGAUAUGCGUAUAGUGGUCGGCCCUCCUGGAGGUGGUGAUGCCUCCCAAUUAAGAGGUGGUUCGGGCGGUGGUACCGGUGUAGGCAGUGGUGGUAGCGGUGGUGAUAAGACAUUCUCGAGCAGUUCCGGUGGCAGUGGAGGCGGUGGUAAAGACGGCCAGUUGUGUUGUCCCAAAUGUGGGAAUCCCUGCACUCAUGUCGAGACUUUCGUUUCUUCAACUCGUUUCGUGAAGUGCGAGAAAUGUCUUCAUUUCUUUGUAGUCUUAUCUGAAAUCGAUUCCAAGAAAACCAUUAAAGAGAAUCGAAAUGUUAAUAACGAGAAACUCAAUGUCCAGAGAAAGCCUCCGCCGCCGCCUAAAAAAAUCUAUGAGUUCUUGGAUAAGAACGUUGUCGGACAGAACUACGCCAAGAAAGUGCUUUCCGUUGCCGUCUAUAAUCACUAUAAAAGGAUUUAUCACAAUAUGCCGGCCAAUGGCAGCACCGGCUCUACUUCUGGCCGCACUGUUCUCUCGAAUGACGCCAAUAUAGUAGAGACUCAUUCGACCGGAAUCUUCAAUCAUAAGGAUCUGCUACACAUCACAGGUUUGGGCACAAGUAAUGCAUUGGGUGUCGGGAACUUCCAGAACCAACAGAACUUUCAAUCGACAGACAUUCCCGACUCGAGUACAGGCGGACAAUCCAUUCCCAACUCAAACCGUGGGAACGAUGUCUUGGAUUCGACGACUCAUGAGUUGAGAUUAGAGAAGUCCAACAUCUUAUUAUUGGGACCGACAGGCAGUGGAAAGACAUUACUGGCGCAGACAAUAGCGCGAUGUUUGGAAGUGCCGUUCGCUAUAUGCGAUUGUACGACACUGACACAGGCCGGGUAUGUGGGAGAGGACAUUGAGUCGGUGAUUGCCAAACUACUGCAAGACGCCAACUAUAACGUGGAGAGAGCACAACAGGGCAUCGUAUUCCUGGACGAAGUGGACAAAAUCGGUGCAGUGCCCGGCAUUCAUCAGCUCCGGGAUGUGGGCGGAGAGGGUGUACAGCAGGGGAUGUUGAAGAUGUUGGAGGGCGCCGUUGUGAACGUUCCCGAACGCAACUCUCGCAAACUGAGGGGCGAGACAGUGGUUGUGGACACGACUAACAUCCUGUUCGUAGCGUCGGGUGCUUUCAACGGUUUGGACCGAAUUGUUAGCCGACGUAAGAACGAGAAGUAUUUGGGAUUCGGAGCACCCGUUUCGCACUCUCCCGGAAGGAGAGCCGCUUCGGCUGCAGACGUCGCCAACAAUUACAGCUCCAACAGCGCUGCCGAAGAUUUGGCCGAAAAGGACGCCCUCUUGAAAGUGGUUGAGGCCAGGGAUCUGAUUGAGUUCGGAAUGAUUCCGGAAUUUGUGGGCCGUUUCCCAGUGGUUGUGCCCUUUCAUAGUCUCACUGAAGAUAUGUUGGUUGAGAUCCUGACUGAGCCGCAGAACGCACUCAUACCUCAGUACCAGAUGUUGUUUGGUAUGGAUAAGGUUGAGCUCACCUUUCAUGCCGACGCCCUCAAGACUAUCGCUAAGCAGGCGAUGGAACGCAAGACCGGCGCCAGAGGUCUUCGCGCUAUACUUGAAACAAUUCUCUUGGAACCGAUGUUUGAUAUCCCGGGAACUGAUGUGUCGAGUGUACACAUCACUGAAGACGUAGUGUUAGGCAAAGCUAAACCCCAAUACGUGCGCUCCUCGACCUCCACGGCCCCCAUACAUGACGCCUAUGAUAAUAAUGACUCGACAGUGGGUCAGGAGAGGGCUAUCAAUACAUAA